This is a messenger RNA of Cuscuta campestris, 689 nucleotides long. The record is from the annotation of a GenBank genome assembly. NCBI's taxonomy places the organism in Eukaryota, Viridiplantae, Streptophyta, Magnoliopsida, Solanales, Convolvulaceae.
UUUGGGAAGUGCCCAAAAACAAAUCCGUGAGGGCUUAGCCCAGAGCGGACAAUAUCAUACUAAUGCGGGGUUGGGGGGAGGGCACGCGCAGUCCCAACAUGAGUACUGAAAGAGACAUCACCAAAGAAACUGUGGGAAAUGUUGGAGAGCAAGUUUGCGUCGAAGACACUUACUAACCGGUUGAUGAUGAGGAUGGACUUGUACUCACUGAAGAUGGAAGAGGGAGGUAGCGUAAUUGAUCACAUCAACAAGUUUAAUGAGCAAGUAUCAAGGCUGUUAAAUGCAGGGGAGACUAUCAAGGAUGAAGAGCAAGGGCUGCUUCUACUGGCUUCACUACCAAAAUCCUUUAAGCCGUUUGUGCAGUCAAUGAUAGCAGGAAGGACUACACUGCGACUAGAUGACGUGACGACUGCCUUGAAGGAGAGUCAAAGGAUGAUGGGAGGUGAAGAGUCUUCCGGGGACAGUCAUUUACUAGCUGCUAACGGUUGUCCAGAACUCAAGGAGGACUUGCAGAUCCUAAAGGAGAAGAAGGGCAAAUCGAAGGAAGCUUCUUUCGCAAAUGUGAUCACUUAUGAAGAUGAUCUCCUCUGAAGAUAAGAGUACUGCUGGACAGAAGAUUCUGCAGGAUGGGAGUAUCGCUGCAGAAAUCGCAAAUGAUGUAGGACUUUGAAUUAAGGGGAGAUUUGUUG